Caenorhabditis angaria is the source of this 4846-nucleotide messenger RNA. The record is from the annotation of a GenBank genome assembly. Lineage: Eukaryota; Metazoa; Nematoda; Chromadorea; Rhabditida; Rhabditidae.
AUGCGUGGCGCUUCUGGCGAAUCAGGUUAGUUUUUUUUUUAAAUAUUUUUUCGGGAAGCAAUCAUAAAAAUGCAAAUUUCUUUGAAUUUGAGACAUAAAAUUGUUUUUUUGCUAAUUGUUUGUGUUCGGAAAAAAAAUACGUUUCAAAAAAUAUUUAUGUUUUUUUGUACGUUUUUAAAAAUGUUUAUUUUCCUUUCUCACCUUUUGAAACAUCGUUCUUUGAAUUUGCAAAAAAAGUUCGUUUUCAAUUAUGUGUGCGAUAGAGCGAACUUGCUUCAACAUAUUUUUUCCCGCAGAAUCAUUCCUUCUGGAGCCACGUUCGUCAAAAUCUCCCGAAAAACUGGUGGCCGAUUUAACAAGCGACGAAGAAGAAGACGAGGAAUUAUUUUUCCGAACCACUCAUACACAAGAGUUAUCGCAAAGGUAUGUUUUUGUUUCCUUGUGAAUGAAUUCCGAGAGAACUACACACAAAUAAUUCAUGUGUGCAAUAGAGCAAACUUGGUGGCCUGUGUGUUAUGUUUUUCGUGUUUUAGAAAAAAAAAGAAAAACAUUAAAAAAAAGAUUUUUCACGUAAAAAGUGAAAUUUUUUCAUUUCCCCUUCAAAACCUCCCCAUUUUUUUGCAGAGAAAUGGUGAUUCGUAUAUUCCUAAUCGCUCUGCUUUAUUAUCCACUCUCAAUUGCUCUCACAUUUUAUCAAAAAUGGUUUAUUAAGAAUUAUCGAUUACCACUUUUUGUCGUCAGCGGCCAUUAUGUUCUCAAAUACGUGUUUGCAAUUGUUAUUCGAUUUAUUUAUGAAUGUUUUAAAGGAAAACGAAUGCGAGUGCCGCUGAAUGAACAGCUGAGGUCAGUGGAGCGCGUUUGCUCGGCCGAUUUUGAAAAAAAAUUUUUAUUUCAGAUGGCUAGCACCGAUUGGAAUUUGCGCAUCAAUGGAUAUUGGGUUAUCAAAUUGGGCGCUAGAAUAUGUAACUGUUAGCCUUUACACCAUGGCAAAAUCAUCGUCAAUUCUAUUUAUCGUCGCAUUUUCGCUGCUUUUACGCCUCGAAAGAUGGCGAUUUUCACUUGGCUGCGAAACGGCGCUCAUUGCAUGCGGAUUGUUUUUGUUCACCUGGAAAUCGUCGCAAUUGGAUUUGACGGGAUUGUUUUUGGUGGAAUUGGCGGCUGCAUGUACAGGAGUACGGUGGGUGAAAAUCUUGAGAUUGGUUGCUAUGAAACGAAUAAAAUCCAUAAAUUCCGAAAAAACUAUUCAAAAAAAAGUUUAUUUAUUGUGAGAUGUAAAGAGCGGUCACCAAUCAAAUUUCACAAAUUCAUAUUUCACAAAAAAGUUUUCUUGAAACAGUGACUUUCUUUCGAAAAUUGUGAAAUUUUUCUGAAACAGUAGAUUUUUUUGGAAUCAAUUUUAAUAUAAAUUAUUUAAUUUUCUUGAAAUUUUAAAUCGGGAUUUAUUUAUUUAUUUAUUCAUUCAUACCAAUCAAAAUUCAAAAAUUCAGAUUUCACAAAAAAGUUUUCUUGAAACAGUGAAUUUUUUCUGAAAAUUUUACAAAACAAAAAAAAAUUAAAAAAUGUUGUUAUCAGAAAAAAUCUAGAAAUUCUGAAACAGUAGAUUUUUUGGAAUCAAUUUUUAAAAAAAUUAUUUAAUUUUCUUGAUAUCUGAAAGCAGAGUACCAAUCAAAAUUCAAACAUUUAUAUUUUACAAAAAAUUUUCUUGAAACAGUGAAUUUUUUCCGAAAAUUCUGAAAAUUUUCUGAAAUAGUACAUUUUUGGACUCAAUUUUUAUUAAAAUUAUUUAAUUUUCUUGAGAUUUUAAAUCGGGAUACCAAUCAAAAUUCAAAAAUUUAGAUUUCACAAAAAUUUUCUUGAAACAGUGAAUUUUUUUCUGAAAAUUUUACAAGACAGAAAAAAUGAAGAAAAUUUUGUUAUUAGAAAAAAAUCUAGAAAUUUUGAAACAGUAGAUUUUUUAAAAUUAAUAAAAUUUUUAUAAAACUUUUUUUUUAAAAUUUUCUUGAGAUCUGAACUCGAGUUAUCAAUCAAAAUUAAAAAUUCAAAAAUCCAGAUUUCACAGAAAAAUUGCUUGAAAAGUGAUUUUUUUUGUUCUAAAUACAGGAUAAACAAUGAAAAAAAAAAUGUUGUUAUUACAAAAAAUCUACAAAUUUUGAAACAGUACAUUUUUGGACUCAAUUUUAAAAUUUUCUUGAGACCUAAAAUCGGGUUACCAAUCAAAAUUCAAAAAUUCAGAUUUCACGAAAAGUUUUCUUGAAACAGUGAAUUUUUUCAUGAUUUUUUUUAUUCCAAGAUAAUUAUUAGUCAAUUUCUCAAAAUUUCAUCCAAAGUUUAAUGUUUUGUGAGAUUCACAGUCAAUAAUAAAAAUUCUUUGAAACAGUGAGCUUUUAUGAAAGAUUACAAUGCGACAGUGAAAUAUUUUUUGAAAUUUUUCAAGCAAGGAAUAUCAAAUCUCCCAACAGCUAAUUCAAAAUUAGAAUAACUUGAAACAGUGGAUUUUUUUUCAAAAGCCAAAGUCAUUCUAAAAAAAUCAUUCCUCAUAUUUUUGCAGUUGGACAGUUUCCCAAAUGAUAAUGCAACGAGAUGAUUCAUCAGUUCGUCAUCCACUUGACAUGGUUGCUCAUGUUCAACCAUGGAUGAUGAUUCCAAUUAUUCCAAUGAUUUGGAUUUUCGAGGGCCCUGAACUAGACUGGAAUACCGUAUUCUCGUUUCAAGGAACAUAUGAUCCAUGGCUAGUUGUUGGAUUGAUAGCCGCCGGCGGGUUUUUGGCUUUUUGCAUGGAGAUGAGUGGUAAGUUAUCAAAGAAAAAUGGGGAGAGAGGGGCGAUAAUAAAUAUAAAUUUAACCCUGCGUUUCCUCGUCGCGUUCGUGGUGUAAUGGUCAGCAUGGAUGCCUUCCAAGCAUUCGACGGGGGUUCGAUUCCCCCCGAACGCAGAUUUUUUUUUCAAAAAUGGUUUUUUUGCAGAAUACCUCCUACUGGUCCACACUUCUGGAAUAACUCUCAAUAUUUUCGGAAUUUUCAAGGAAGUCGCCACACUUUUACUGGCGCAUCUAAUAAAUAAUGAUAAAUUAUCGCAGGUCAAUAUUUGUGGUCUAUUAUUAUGUUUAACGGGUAUGAUGGUGCAUGGAGCGAAUAAACGAAGGCAAAGGUGAGAAAUUUUAUUCGUUUUUUUUGUUUUGUACCAAAAGUAUAUUUUUCAAGAUUAUUGGAAUCUGAUAAAUAUUCACUAUUAACAAAAACUGCAUGAGUUUUAUUUAUUUUAUCAUUUUAUUUUAUUUUAUUGCACAUUACAACUUCUUAUUAUUUGCUUUGGGUUAGUCUUAAUUAUUUUUUUUUGGAAAAUGUGGGAAACUUUUUGGAACUGGUUGAAAUAGUGAAAUUAUUUCAUUUUGAGGAAUAUUGAUUUUUUUUGAGUAAAAUUUGAAUUACAACUGAAAUUUUUGGAAAAACAAAAUAUUUAUGAUUUUUUUGAAGCAGUGAAAUUUUCUAAAUGUGACCUGAAAUUUACCUCAAAUUUUAAAACUUUUGUGCCAUAAAAACAGGUAAUUUUCUCUGCCAUCCUGAAAAUUUUGAAAAAAACUUUGUGUGAGAUUUUCUGUUCCAAAAAUUACAGAUGUGAAUUUUUUUGAUCUAACAACAAAACAACCAACAAAAUUUUUAUGUGAUAAAAGAAAUUAUCAGAAUUUUUUGAAACAGUGAAAUUUUUUUUUGAAAAAUUUUUCUGAAUUUUUUUGAGUUCUUAUAAUUCGCCAUUUUUUCAAAUUUUAAAUUUGUAAACUCAAAAAAAAAAACAAUUUCUUGUAAAUUUCAGAAUUUCGGGAAAUAUUGAUUUUGAAUCUCGUGAGAACAAUAAUUGUUGAAAUAGCAGAAAAACCAAUUUUUUGAAAAAUGUUUCAAAAUUUUUUGAAACAGUGAAUUUUUUCGCAAAAAUUUUUCUUGAAAAAUCGAUUAACCAUGAAAAUAUGACCUAGAAUUCAACUUUAAUUUUCUCUCUGCCAUUCUGAAAAUUUUGAAAAAAAAACUCUGUGAAAAUCUGGUGUUCCAAAAUUACACAUGUGAAUUUUUUGGUUUUAUAUCUGAACAACCAUCAAUUUUUCUGCGAUAAAAGAAAUUAUCAGAAUUUUUUGAAACAGUGAAAUUUUUUUUUUUGAAAAAUUUUUUAGGUUUUUAUAAAUCGCCAUUUUUUUCAAAUUUUAAAUUUGUAUACUCAAAAAAAAACAAUUUCUUGUAAAUUUCAGAAUUUUGGGAAAUAUUGAUGUUAAAUCUCGUGAGAACAAUAAUUGUUGAAAUAGCAGAAAAAACCAAUUUUUUGAAAAAUGUUUCAGAAUUUUUUGAAACAGCGAAUUUUUUCGCAAAAAUUUUUCUUGAAAAAUCGAUUAACCAUGAAAAUAUGACCUAAAAUUCAACUUUAAUUUUCUCUCUGCCUGAAAAUUUUGAAAAAAAAAAUCUGUGUGAAAAUUUGGUGUUCCAAAAAUUACAGAUGUGAAUUUUUUGGCCUAAUAUCAGAGCAGCCAUCAAUUUUUCUGCGAUAAAAGAAAUUUUCAGAUUUUUUUGAAACAGUGAAAAAUAAUUUUUAGCUGAAAAAAGAAUUUAGAUCAAUCAAAACUUAGCAAAUCAAGAUCUCGUAAUUUUUUUGUUCAUUUUGUAUUAACAAAAUGUGUUUUUUUGCAUAAAAAAAUACAUGCUUUUUUGAAACAGUGAAAUUUUUUCAGCCCAAAUAAUCUUCAACCAGUUCCAAAAAAGCGUUCCCCCUCGAAACUUCCCUUAAAAAUCCACAUUUUCCAGAUCGCGACUUCCAACAACAUCCAAUCAUCAAGACGAUUCACAAAAACUUCUAGAAGAUUCAUAA